Messenger RNA from Lolium rigidum, 602 nucleotides. RefSeq lists its product as uncharacterized. The record is from RefSeq and is a predicted model, not a curated record. NCBI's taxonomy places the organism in Eukaryota, Viridiplantae, Streptophyta, Magnoliopsida, Poales, Poaceae. The coding region runs from base 1 to 576 and encodes 191 amino acids. The transcript has a single exon.
AUGGUUUCAUCUUCCAAUGUCCCUACAGGUGAGCUGAGUCAAGACAUCUUGAGGCCCCAGUACUAUCUAGAUACUGGAUUAGACCAAGAGAUCUUCUGGGAGGACAGGGAUGCCAGGUUAGAUUACAUAAAAGCAGUGCUGGAGCUAUCAGAAUUGUACACACACAAGAAUCCAGAGAUAUGGCAUCUUGAAGAUGAAUUGAUCAGCACUUGCAUCUUUGAAGAACUACAUCAACACAAUCAAACAGAUGAUGUAAAGCUCUUAUUUGACUGCGUCUGUGAAGCAAUAACAGUAGUCCAGGGGACACAUUUUAGGAACACCCUUUGCUUACCUUUUCUGCCACGCAACAUAAAGGCACCUCCAACUGGACAUAACCUCAUCUCGGAAAUAAAUAAGAAUAUCGAGGGCCACCUCUGCUAUCAAUUUCUAAGCACAUUGAACCAGCUAGUUGACAAGGAUCUAGAAGAGUUCAGUUGGAUGGAUCUCCGACCAGAAAGUCGACAUGUUGCUGUGGAUAUCUGGGAGUUCUUACCAGAUGAACUACUGGAAGAUGUCUCUUAUGACCUGCUGAUUUGAAGCUUAAUUGCCUCACCAUGACCAUG